Messenger RNA from Pelobates fuscus (common spadefoot toad), 876 nucleotides. RefSeq names its product olfactory receptor 5G9-like. The coding region runs from base 1 to 876 and encodes 291 amino acids. The record is from RefSeq and is a predicted model, not a curated record. The transcript has 3 exons. Lineage: Eukaryota; Metazoa; Chordata; Amphibia; Anura; Pelobatidae. Gene Ontology annotation, cellular component: membrane. Gene Ontology annotation, molecular function: G protein-coupled receptor activity; olfactory receptor activity; odorant binding. Gene Ontology annotation, biological process: G protein-coupled receptor signaling pathway.
AUGACCAGUUCUGGAGUUGAGGGCAUACAGCGGUAUAAUCCCUGCUUAUGGGAUAUGCAGGAGAGAAUCAAAAUUUUCAAUGAGCUCUAUCUCCACCUUCACACCCCCAUGUACUUCUUUCUUGGAAACCUAGCAUUUUUAGACAUGUCCUGUUCAUCAGUCACUGCACCACGGAUGCUUUCUGACUUCAUCACCACAAAUAACUCCAUAUCCUUUCCUGCUUGCAUGAUGCAGAUAUUUUUCCUAGUAUAUUUUCUAGCUGCAGAGCUUUUGUUGCUGGGUGCCAUGUCCUAUGACAGAUUUGCUGCAAUCUGCCACCCUCUGCAUUACAUUCAGAUCAUGUCCUGGAAAGUUUGUUCACAGCUUGCAUCUUUGAUUUGGGUUUUUGGCUUCUUUUACUCCUUGCUACAUACACUUUGUUCUCUGAGACUGACAUUCUGUGACUCAAAUGUUAUCCUCAACUUUUUUUGUGACCUUCCUCACUUAUUUCAAAUUGCAUGUACUGACACUUUCAUCAACUUGCUUCUCACUGUUACUUUUGGAGGAUCCCUGUUACUAGUGGCCUUUGCUAUAACUUUUAUUCCUUAUGCUCGUAUUUUCAUCACUAUUAUGAGAAUCCGGACAAAAGACGGAAAGCUUAAGGCUUUUUCCACCUGCACAUCUCACCUUGCUGUGGUCUCUAUUUUCUAUGCUUCCCUUAUCUUCACUUAUUUUGUACCUACCACGUCUCUGGUAGAUUUAUACAAGAUUGUGUCUGUAGUUUAUGCUGUAAUUAAUCCGUUGCUAAAUCCUCUAAUUUAUAGUGUGAGGAACAAGGAUCUUAAGGCAGCUCUGACAAGGGCACUGCGUUACACAUCUUUGUUAGGAGGAACCUAG